AUGUUUCACUUUGCGGCUGGUUCAACCGAAGGCACACUGCCGCAUCCGUCUGGAACGGAAAUUUCUAAAGUUGAAUAUAGUCCAGAUGAGUCGUCACAACUUUUGGCAGUAUCGAGCUGGGCUGGUACUGUCCGAAUCUAUCACUUCCCGAGUACUCCGGUUGUUGGUGUCGAGCAACGUGUCUACGCCCAUACUAAACCAGUGCUUUCUCUCACGUUCACCAGUAAUAAUGAAAUAGUAAGUGGUGGAUUGGACUGUUUAUUGAAGACAUUCGACGUUGAAAAUGCAGCCGAAUGUGUAAUUGGUCGUCAUGAUGCUGCCGUGAGAUGUAUCGAAUAUUGUAAAGAUCAUAACUUGGUAGCAUCGGGAGGAUGGGACGGUGCUAUGAAGCUGUGGGACGUGCGAUCGAAAGGUUCUGCUGGUUUUGGUAAUAACGGAGAUAAGGUGUAUGCAAUGGACACAAUCGAUCACCGUGUGGUGGUGGGCACGAAAGAUCGUAAAAUUAUCGUUUGGGAUGUUAGAAACUUAGGCGAACCCGAACAGAUUCGUGACAGUCCGCUUAAAUACCAAACGCGUGCAUUGAAAUGUUUCCCGACCGGUGAUGCGUUCGUAGUUUCGUCAAUAGAGGGCCGUGUCGCAGUUGAAUAUUUCGACCUGGCACCCGAAGUGCAAAAAAGUAAAUACGCUUUCAAAUGUCAUCGAGAGAAAGAUAAAUCUGGCACUGAACUCAUCUAUCCGGUCAAUUGCUUGGCCUUCCAUCCGGUACAUAAUACCUUCGUUACUGGCGGAUCUGAUGCCCUUGUCAAUAUCUGGGAUCCAUUCAAUCGAAAACGAAUUUGCCAACUUCACAAAUUCCCGACGAGCAUCAUGAGUGUGUCGUUCAAUCCAAGUGGAACACAGCUGGCGAUCGUUGCCUCGUAUAUGAAUGAACUGAAGGAGCCACCAAUAGCACCACCAGAGAGUUGUGUUGUUGUUCGACGGAUUACAGAUGUAGAGGCUCGACCAAAAUAA
Messenger RNA from Anisakis simplex (herring worm), 1011 nucleotides. Lineage: Eukaryota; Metazoa; Nematoda; Chromadorea; Rhabditida; Anisakidae. The record is from the annotation of a GenBank genome assembly.